AUGGCGGCCACGGCGCAAGCUCUGACGGAGCGCACGCGAGCUCUCUUUGGCGACAGCUUUGGCGAAGCCACCGACCCGAGCGCACUCACCAUCUCCACCUCGUUCAAGCGAAAAGUCGAAUAUGAAUCCGUCCGCGAACUACCCAAGGCGCUCGCCGAGAAACAGGCAAAAGCAGUUGCUGCACGAGGACCCAAAAGACCAAAGAUGGCGGCGGCCGCGAACAGUCAGAUGGCGCUGGUCAAGAGCGAGGCGAGUCCAGAUACACAAGAUCCGUCACGGCAGACGGCCGGCACUGGCAACAGUCUGAUCCGCCGACCGAACAUGCAACAGCCUCGUCCGGAGUGGCACGCGCCGUGGAAAUUGAUGAGAGUCAUCUCAGGCCACCUGGGCUGGGUGCGCGCGUUAGCAGUCGAACCGGGGAAUCAAUGGUUCGCGUCCGGCGCAGGAGACAGGACGAUCAAGAUCUGGGAUCUGGCCUCGGGACAACUGCGCUUGACACUGACGGGACACAUCUCGACAGUUCGCGGCCUUGCCGUCUCGCCGCGGCAUCCGUACCUCUUCUCGUGCGGCGAGGACAAGAUGGUCAAGUGCUGGGAUCUGGAGACCAACAAGGUCAUUCGCCACUACCACGGUCACUUGUCCGGCGUGUACACUCUGUCUCUCCACCCGACGCUCGAUGUGCUCGUUACAGGCGGUCGCGACGGCGUCGCCCGCGUCUGGGACAUGCGCACGCGCUCCAACAUCCACGUCCUCUCCGGCCACAAGGGGACCGUCAGUGACGUCAAAUGCCAGGAAGCAGACCCACAGGUCAUCUCGUCGAGCCUCGACUCUACCGUGCGCCUGUGGGAUCUCGCGGCCGGCAAAUCGAUGGGCGUCCUGACUCAUCACAAAAAGGGCGUGCGAGCACUAGCCGUCCACCCCAAGGAAUUUACGUUCGCGUCGGGGUCAGCAGGGUCGAUCAAGCAGUGGAAAUGUCCCGAGGGGGCAUUCAUGCAGAAUUUCGACGGCCACAACGCCAUCAUCAACACACUCGCCGUGAAUGAAGAAAACGUCCUCUUCAGCGGCGGCGAUAACGGCAGCAUCUGUUUCUGGGAUUGGAAGACAGGGCAUCGCUUCCAGAGCACGGAAUCUCUUGCCCAACCGGGUUCUUUGGAUGCAGAGGCUGGCAUCAUGAGCAGCACGUUUGAUCAGACUGGGCUGCGGUUGAUAAUGGGUGAAGCGGAUAAGACGAUCAAAAUUUGGGGUCCGGAUCCAAGGGCCACGCCUGAGACGCAUCCGUUGGACUGGAAGCCAACGUUGGGAAGGGUCAAAUAUUGA
Cladophialophora yegresii CBS 114405 is the source of this 1317-nucleotide messenger RNA. Its product is annotated as pre-mRNA-splicing factor prp46. The transcript has a single exon. Gene Ontology annotation, cellular component: precatalytic spliceosome; Prp19 complex; catalytic step 2 spliceosome. NCBI's taxonomy places the organism in Eukaryota, Fungi, Ascomycota, Eurotiomycetes, Chaetothyriales, Herpotrichiellaceae. Gene Ontology annotation, molecular function: protein binding. The record is from RefSeq and is a predicted model, not a curated record. Bases 1 to 1317 code for a protein of 438 amino acids. Gene Ontology annotation, biological process: mRNA splicing, via spliceosome.